UAGGAUCUGCUUUCGUCUCCGUAGUCUUAGUGGCUGUCUUGUCGAUGGUUGACAGUGAGGAGAACAAUAUUGCUGCGCCCAUAGCGUCCGGUUCCCCUAUUUUGCUUGAAAAAUGCCCACCGUACGACGAUCCCAAUCACCUUGUGAUGUUGCCGUAUCCCAACGACUGUCGCAAAUACUACACAUGCCAAAGGGGACAGGCCUUUGAGCACCAGUGUCCAGCUAAUUUGUACUGGAGCCAGACAACCUAUCGAUGUGACUAUAAGGAGUACUCCAACUGCAAUUCAGAUGUUCCAACUACCAGCGAUGAGGUAAAAUACAGUCCAUUUCCCGGAGACUGUAGUCGAUUUUACGAGACCCGUGUCCUUCGGUGUGAGCCAAACUUUCAGUGGAGUUCAUUGUAUCAACGCUGCGUAGCCCCACAGUUUGCCAAUUGUCAGGACUGGUCUGUGCCUGAGCCUCCGCCACCCUACGAUCCUACACCCACAGCUGCCACUCCGCCAACUGAAACCUGGACUCCAACGGAUUCGACCUACCUACCAAUUGAUGUUCAGUCUUUGUGCAAAAACAGUGUUUCCAAUGCGUACAUUCCCUAUCCCGUAGACUGCCAAAAGUUCAUCCAUUGCGGACCAACUGCAACUGUGCUCACCUGUCCAGGCAACUUGUAUUGGAACCCAGGACAACUUUCCUGCACUGUAUCCAGCUCUGGUUGUAUCCAGUCUCCUCAGUGGAACGAAAUCUAA
This is a messenger RNA of Drosophila subpulchrella, 743 nucleotides long. RefSeq lists its product as uncharacterized. Bases 45 to 743 code for a protein of 232 amino acids. The transcript is spliced from 2 exons. Gene Ontology annotation, molecular function: chitin binding. Lineage: Eukaryota; Metazoa; Arthropoda; Insecta; Diptera; Drosophilidae. Gene Ontology annotation, cellular component: extracellular region. The record is from RefSeq and is a predicted model, not a curated record.